Messenger RNA from Perkinsus marinus ATCC 50983, 920 nucleotides. RefSeq lists its product as hypothetical. The record is from RefSeq and is a predicted model, not a curated record. Lineage: Eukaryota; Perkinsozoa; Perkinsida; Perkinsidae. Bases 47 to 778 code for a protein of 243 amino acids. The transcript has a single exon.
GCACUAUCGUUCACACUCCAACGUGAUCAUUGUACCUGAGUCUGCGAUGAGAAUCAUGAUACUUCUGGUAUUGAUGUGUGGAUUUGCCUCUCUGGUUGACGGCUCGGUUAAGCUGAGGCGCGCGGCAGCUUCACCUGUUUCAUAUCCAUCGGGUUGUACCGGUGCUCACCAGCCGGCCUCUGAAGGCUUCUGUGCUGUAGGCACUAUAGACCAAUCAGAUGUGUUCAAGCUGAAUAUGACUGUCUAUAUCUUCGAUAUUGACGAUCCCACCAAGUCUGUAUAUUUCCAUAUCGAAUCGGCCACCAAUGGUGGUGAGCCGGCCGGCCUCAAUAUCACCGGUGGAGGCCGCGCCAAGGUGUAUGGAGUGGACAUUGGGCCCAUUGUCUUCGCGGGGUCUAUAAGCGCUGUUACAGUAGGAGAUGGUAGAGGGAAGUACGACCCUUCAACUUCCACAUGGACUGCUGGCAUCGAUGUGCAAACGGAAUACGAACGGUAUGCUUUCGGGAAACGUACUUUUGAUGCGUUUAUUUCUAAGGUGGCCACGGCCCGUAAUAGCUUGAACGACGGCGUCGGUCUCGGUGCGGUGCUCGGAGAAAAAUGGGGAAACUCCAUUUUUGGCUCGAGCAUCACCGUGACUCUCAAUCUGAAUUCCAAGAUGAGUGACAUGUAUACUUGGGAUCUCUAUGUUGAGUAUCAAUUUAGUAUGUGGGCACCGCUCUCGCCACCUAUUAUAUACGGCACCGAGUUGAAAAGGACCUUCAAAUUGUCAGUACAUUAGCCGCAACAACCGCUGGCAGUUACAAUGAAGGAGUAAGGGUUCUACAUUUGCCGAUUUGACUGGUUUGUAGAACUAUCUCAUAAGCUGUUUUGAAGAUGUAUUUUUAAUCUUGUUGUAGAACAUCGAAAGUUCAUUCAUUUUC